AUGGCGUUUGGGAAGAGUCAUCGGGAUCCCUACGCGACCUCCGUGGGCCACCUCAUAGAAAAGGCUACAUUUGCUGGAGUUCAGACUGAGGACUGGGGCCAGUUCAUGCACAUCUGUGAUAUAAUCAACACUGUCCAGGAUGGGCCAAAAGAUGCAGUGAAAGCUUUGAAGAAAAGGAUUUCCAAAAACUACAAUCAUAAAGAAAUCCAACUUACUUUGUCACUUAUUGACAUGUGCCUGCAGAACUGUGGUCCAAGUUUCCAGUCUCUAAUUGUGAAGAAGGAAUUCGUGAAAGACUGUCUAGUUAAGCUGCUGAAUCCCAGAUACACCUUGCCAUUAGACAUUCAGAAUAAAAUCUUGAAUUUCAUUAAGACUUGGUCUCAGGGUUUCUCAGGCGGUGUGGAUGUAAGUGAAGUGAAAGAAGUGUACCUUGACCUGGUUAAGAAAGGUGUACAGUUUCCUUCCUCAGAUGCUGAGGCUGAAACAACACCACCACAGACUGCUGAGAUCUCAUCUAAUCCACCAACAUCUGUUCCUACUGCACCGGCUCUUUCUUCUAUAGUUGCUCCGAAGAGCUCAACCAUUAUGUUGGUCCCAGAACAGAUUGGAAAAUUACACAGUGAGCUGGAUAUGGUGAAAAUGAAUGUGAGAGUGAUGUCCACCAUAUUAAUGGAGAACACCCCUGGGUCUGAAAACUAUGAAGAUAUAGAGCUUCUGCAGAAACUUUAUAAGACAAGUCGAGAGAUGCAGGAGAGGAUCAUGGACCUGCUGGUGGUGGUAGAGAAUGAAGAUGUAACUGUUGAGCUAAUUCAAGUGAAUGAGGAUUUGAAUAAUGCCCUCCUUGGAUAUGAGAGGACUCCCUGGACUAAGAUCAAGGUGUUGGCAGGGUUACAUUCGUUUUUGGAGACCCUACGGGAGAAUCCAUUCCCUUGUCUUUUGCAGUUUCUAGCGGUGCCCUGCUUUCUUUGGCUCAUGCCCCCCAUCUUCAAAGCCAGUGAUAACUGGUUGAGUCCUCAUACUGUCUCACUCUUACUUCCUCUUCUGCUUCCAUCAUCCCCAUUUAAGGACCUUUGUGAUUACUUUGGGCCCACUUUUGCAAUCCAGGAUAAUUUGCCUGUUACUACCAGUGAACCUUCUGCCCCAUCCUGUGAUCUCCUCGACCUAAGCCCCAGCCCCCCAACUCCUAGGGCCACUCUGGGAGAACUCAGCACCAUGAAUGCUCAGCUUUCAGACUUAAGUUUUAGAUCUCCAAGUCCUGUUAUGAAAAACAAUGUGAACCCCAGUCGUCAUCCACAGGCAGACUUGCUAGCCUCGGAAAAUACAGAAACACCCUUGUUUCCCCAAAGGACCAGCCAAAACCUCGCCUCAAGUCACAUAUAUGACAAUUUUCCAGAAGAUUCACAUUCAGUGUUACUACAGCCGGUUAAUCUACAGAGCAUCCCAGCAACAUCGUCAAACCAGAGGCUGCCAUCCUUGCCCAGCGGUCAUCCAGCGAUGAUAAAGAAUGAUCUUCAGCAACCCAGUUACUAUGAGAUAAUGGAGUUUGAUCCCUUAGCUCCUGCUGUCACUGCAGAAGCUGUUUAUGAAGAAAUUGAUGAUCAUCAGCUCAGAAGAGCUCAAAGUCAUAUUGACUGUUGAGGUGAAACUGGACAACCAGCUCACAAGCUGCAUCAGGAGUGGCACCUCUCUAAAGGGUAGACUCUGUCCAGCUUUGAAGCCGGAAGACACAACCUACCAACACAUCAAAACCAUGGUGGAUACUGGAACAUUUCUUCUCUGCAAUAAUGAAGUUUGAAUAGAAGAGCAAUAGUUCCAGGGUAGCAUUUAUGGUUCUGGACAACAGCUCAAGAUUUAUCUCAAAAGAAGUUGUUUGUAACAGAUAUUCAUUUAAAACUUCAGCUGAAGAAAAAUUUACUAUACUUCAGCCACCAAGUUUAAUUUCAGGGUCUUAGGUUUUACAGGCCUUCCUACAUUUGGGAAAGAAAUCAUCACACAGUUGUGAUAAGAACAGAUGAAGAUUACUUUAUUACAAAAUAAUUCUGAAUAGAUGUUAAGCAUCAAACGUGAGAAACUAAAGGUAUUCUUCAGGAAGAAUACUGAGUGCCUUCAUUUAAAGUUGAAUGUAAAAGUCAAUUUGCACUUCUUUAUAAAUAAUACUCGUUUAGAAUGAGUUGUAAACGCCUUGAUGAUUGUAAACAUCCCUGGACUCUGCAUCGAGUUGCCUUUAAAUUUGAUUCUUUAUAAUACUAAAUAUUCUUUUUUUUUGGUCUUUUUACAGUAAUUUAACAUUUCUAUUUAGAAGAAAGACUACUGGAAAACAUUCAGAAUAAACUGCAUUAGUUUACAUAAAUUACAAUGACAAAUAAAUUACUAUUAAAAUGAUUUAAUGUAUCUUUUUUACAGUUUGUUCACAGAAGAACUUUUGAUGUCAGUACACGUACACAACCCCACACUUAAACAUUUUAAUAUUCGGGGACUUGAAAAACUAUCACAGUAAAUCCUAGAAGCCUAAUAGAUGGAUUUAGGCAUUUUAUUUCAGUUUCAUGGUACUACAAUUUCAAAGUAAUUAUUCAGUACUAUGAAUAUAAAGUAGCCCUAGAUCUUAAAGGAAAAAUAAAGUAGAAUUUGAAAUAAGAAUGUAAUCUGUGGGCAAGUUACUUAGUGACUUCUCUUCCAUGUUGAGCUUUUAAAAUAAUGACUGUUCACAUUGAAGGCAAGUAGCAACCAACUAUUUUAAGGAUAAUAAUAAACAUGGUCAGAAGUUCUGGCCUACAGCGUAAAAUAAAUACCAUUAGGUAUAAUUUUUUUUUUUUUUUUUUUU
Molecule: messenger RNA, 2821 nt
Organism: Trichechus manatus latirostris (Florida manatee)
Lineage: Eukaryota; Metazoa; Chordata; Mammalia; Sirenia; Trichechidae
Gene: TOM1L1
Product: target of myb1 like 1 membrane trafficking protein
Exons: 16
Coding region: 1-1638 (545 amino acids)
Biological process (GO): signal transduction
Cellular component (GO): endosome; membrane
Molecular function (GO): ubiquitin binding; clathrin binding; phosphatidylinositol binding
Source: RefSeq, a predicted model, not a curated record